AUAAGGCGGUCAGCUUUAUUAAGAUAAUAAACGAUACGUGUUGUUAUGUGCUUAAUGUUGGACCUGCUGCACUUGUUACACAUAUUUUUUAUUGGGCACAGUGAUUUUCUCAAGUAAUGCAGCACCCAAACUGAUUUACAGUUAAGUUUGUUACACGACUCACACUCCCUUCUUGUCAGCGCCUGUGUACAGACGCUUGUGUGGACAAAAUUCAGGAUGUCGUAGAUGGCGUUUCAGAAGUUACGAUAAAACAUGGCAGAAUUGGGCGAAAGUCCAACAUAGUACGCUACAAUGUGAUUACUGUAGUGCCCAUAAUGGGUGCAAACAUUUCGCAGCUAGAACGAGAUAUUGGAUCAGAUCAGUUCCCACCGAAUGAACACUACUUCGGAUUGGUUAAUUUUGGCAAUACUUGCUACAGCAAUUCUGUUUUACAAGCAUUGUAUUUCUGCAAGCCAUUUAGGGACAAAGUUUUAGAAUACAAAGCAAAGAACAAAAGGACCAAGGAAACCCUUCUGACAUGUCUAGCUGAUUUAUUCUACAGUAUCGCCACUCAGAAGAAAAAAGUGGGUUCUAUUGCACCAAAGAAAUUUAUUGCUAGGUUGAGGAAAGAAAAAGAAGAGUUUGACAACUACAUGCAACAAGAUGCUCAUGAAUUUCUCAAUUUCCUCAUAAAUCACAUAAAUGAAAUUAUUUUAGAGCGUCACCAGAGUAGUAACAAGCCAAAGACAGGAGGAAAUGGAGAGACACCUUCAUCUCAGCAAGAACCAACUUGGGUUCAUGAAAUUUUCCAGGGUAUUCUUACAAGUGAAACAAGAUGUUUAAACUGUGAAACAGUCAGCAGUAAAGAUGAAGACUUUUUUGAUCUUCAGGUUGAUGUGGAUCAGAACACCAGUAUAACUCAUUGUCUGAAGUGUUUUAGUAACACUGAAACGUUAUGUAGUGAUAACAAAUUCAAAUGUGAUAAUUGCAGUAGCUAUCAAGAAGCUCAGAAACGAAUGCGUGUUAAGAAGUUACCAAUGAUAUUGGCUCUUCAUCUCAAAAGAUUCAAAUAUAUGGAGCAAUAUAACAGGCACAUAAAGGUUUCUCACAGAGUUGUGUUCCCUCUUGAACUACGGUUAUUUAAUACGUCAGAUGAUGCUGUGAAUCCUGAUCGUCUGUAUGAUCUGGUUGCUGUUGUUAUUCACUGUGGAAGUGGUCCAAACAGAGGCCAUUACAUUAGCAUUGUUAAAAGCCAUGGAUUCUGGUUACUGUUUGAUGAUGACAUGGUUGAUAAAAUUGAUGCAUCCACAAUUGAAGACUUUUAUGGUCUAACAUCAGACAUUCAGAAGUCUUCCGAAACUGGUUACAUUUUGUUUUACCAGUCAAGAGACUGUAUGUAGUGUUUGCUGUGAUUGUACAUAUCUCAAUGAAACAGCCAUUAGCAUUUAAAACAAUAAUUUAUUUUAUUUUAUUGGCCUGUAUAUGGUGAUGUAAUUAGUAUUUUCGUCAGAAUUAACUAUGCAGAAUAAUGAAAUUGUAUUAAAACACUUAUGUACAAACUGUGGUCAGAAGUAAUAUCUGGCACAUUUGCAAUUUUGUGGUACUUUUUAAAACUGCAACUGUUUGAAGAAAUUAAAACUAUACUGCACAUUUGUUGUAUUUGUGGUUGCAGAUAAGAAACACUUUCAUCAAUGCAUUCAACAGCAUGUAAAACAAAUUUAUGCAUAGGAUGCAUUGUGAUGUAUAUAUGUUCUGUUUUUAAUAAAUU
Messenger RNA from Schistocerca piceifrons (Central American locust), 1747 nucleotides. RefSeq names its product ubiquitin carboxyl-terminal hydrolase 46 (gene Usp12-46). Gene Ontology annotation, cellular component: nucleus; cytosol. Gene Ontology annotation, molecular function: cysteine-type deubiquitinase activity; cysteine-type endopeptidase activity. The record is from RefSeq and is a predicted model, not a curated record. The transcript has 9 exons. Gene Ontology annotation, biological process: protein deubiquitination. NCBI's taxonomy places the organism in Eukaryota, Metazoa, Arthropoda, Insecta, Orthoptera, Acrididae. The coding region runs from base 315 to 1379 and encodes 354 amino acids.